Molecule: messenger RNA, 1199 nt
Organism: Sinocyclocheilus anshuiensis
Lineage: Eukaryota; Metazoa; Chordata; Actinopteri; Cypriniformes; Cyprinidae
Product: C-X-C chemokine receptor type 3-like
Exons: 4
Coding region: 64-1167 (367 amino acids)
Biological process (GO): cell chemotaxis; positive regulation of cytosolic calcium ion concentration; G protein-coupled receptor signaling pathway
Cellular component (GO): external side of plasma membrane; membrane
Molecular function (GO): C-C chemokine binding; C-C chemokine receptor activity; C-X-C chemokine receptor activity
Source: RefSeq, a predicted model, not a curated record
UCUCUAUGUGCCAAUCAUUUCAGCAGCUCUCGACUACUGUGAGAUCCCACACUUACACAGAAAAUGAAUGGUGACAAAAAGGUAACACUCAUGGGGGACCUUUUCAAUUCGAGUGUCUUUGAGGACUUAUACAAUUACAGCUACUUCUUGAAUGGUGAAGGAACUGUGUGUGGUCAGGAGGCUAGCAUGUACUUUGAUUCCAUUUUUAUUCCGGUCCUUUACUCUCUGGCGCUGGUAGUGGGGCUGGUGGGAAAUGGGCUGGUUCUGGUGGUACUGUGGAAGAAGAGGAUGAGCUUGAAUGUUACCGACAUCUUCAUCCUCCAUCUGUGCUUAGCAGACAUUCUGCUGCUGCUAACGCUGCCCUUCUGGGCUGUAGAGGCAGUGAAGGGAUGGAUCUUCGACACAGCGCUCUGCAAGCUGACUGGAGCUCUGUUCAAGAUCAAUUUCUACUGUGGCAUUUUCAUGCUGUCCUGCAUCAGUCUUGACCGCUACCUGUCCAUCGUUCACGCAGUGCAGAUGUAUUCUCGUAAAAAGCCAAUGUUGACUCACUGUUGCUGCGUGAUGAUCUGGCUCUUCUGCCUUCUGCUCUCCAUUCCUGAUUGGAAAUUCCUUGUGGCCACUGAGGACUCCAGACGUCAGGAUAAAACACAAUGUGUUCCAGAUUACCCGUCUGGUUCUUGGCUUCUGGUCACUCGUCUUCUGCUCUACCAUAUUUUGGGUUUCAUUCUUCCAGCACUAAUAAUGCUGUUCUGUUACUCUUGCAUACUGCUGCGGCUGUGGCGUGGCUCCCAGUGCAUGCAGAAGAAGAGGGCCAUCCGUGUCAUCAUAGCCCUGGUACUGGCCUUCUUCAUCCACUGGACACCCUACAACAUCACCCUUAUUGUUGACACCAUACAAACCAACUGGACCCUCAAUACCAGUAACCAAACAUCCUGUGAAAGUGCCACAGCAUUAGAUGUAGCUCUCACAGCUACUUCCACAUUGGGCUACUUACACUGCUGUAUCAACCCAGUGCUUUACGCUUUUGUGGGGGUGAAAUUUCGCCGGCACCUGCUGGACAUGCUGAGACCACUGAGCUUCACGCUGAAGGUCCCAGCAGGUCUGGUGUCACGAAAGAGCUCUGUAUGGUCAGAGUCAGUGGACACCUCACACACGUCUGCUUUCUGAAACAAUCACACUGAUAUACAGUGGGUACGGAA